Molecule: messenger RNA, 3263 nt
Organism: Clarias gariepinus (North African catfish)
Lineage: Eukaryota; Metazoa; Chordata; Actinopteri; Siluriformes; Clariidae
Product: galectin-4-like
Exons: 18
Coding region: 56-2080 (674 amino acids)
Molecular function (GO): carbohydrate binding
Source: RefSeq, a predicted model, not a curated record
GUUGUCACACAAUUUUGCCUGCUGUGUGCAUUUUCUCAUCGUGUAAAUUGCCAACAUGAGUUGUCAUAGCCAUUGCCAUCCAACGACCUUUAUGGGCAGCCAAACAUUUUUCUCAGGUCCAUCGAUCAGCAGUGCGACAAUCCCGUCUGAGGUUUCAAAUCCAGUCAUCCAGCCUCUUACUCCCUAUGUUGGAUCUAUAGGUGGGAUUUUAAGACCUGGAAUGCGACUGCAUGUUGAAGGGACUGUUCAUCCUAAUGCCCAUCAGUUUCACGUAAAUUUUAAAGCAGGGGUCAAAGAUGGUGAUGACGUUGCUUUUUAUUUCAACCCUCGGAUCGGCCAGAAUGUAACCAUGAACGCCUUUCAGAAUGGUCAAUGGAUGAUAGAGGAAUUGGGUUCUGAUAUGCCCUUUGUUCGAGGGGCAUCCUUUAAAUUACUGUUUAUUGUCUAUAAGGAUUUCUAUGAGGUCCAUGUGAAUGGAAUGCGUCUUUACACAUUUAAUCACCGCAUUCCUCUAGAAAGAAUUACUACACUUGCAAUUUCAGGAGAUGUUUCAAUAAUCUGGUUGGGGUUUGAAGAUUGGCGCCAAACAUUCACUUAUUCCAUCCCAUCCGUGGUUUUAAAUCCUGUGAUCCACCCUAGCAUCCCCUAUGUUGGACCAGUAGCAGGAGGUAUAAGACCAGGAAUGCAGCUGCAUGUUGAAGGAGCUAUUCCUCCUAAUGCCAAACAGUUUCAAAUAAAUUUUAAAACAGGUAUACAAGAUGGUGAUGAUACUGCUUUUCAUUUCAAUCCCCGGAUCGGUCAGGAUGUAUACAUGAAUGUCUUCAAGAACGGGCAGUGGCAGAAAGGGGAAUUGGGUCACAAUAAGACGUUUGUUGAGGGAGCAUCCUUUAAUUUACUGUUUAUCAUCUAUAGGGAUUUUUAUGAGGUCCAUGUAAAUGGAGAACAUAUCUACAAAUUCAAUCACCGCAUUCCUGUAGAUAGAGUAAAUACACUUGGAAUUUCAGGAGAUGUUUUAAUACGAUGGUUUGGUUUUGCGAAUAAGAGCAUUACUCCAAAACCCCCAACCCCACCAAGCUCAACUUUGAGUUCGAUAUCCCUGCCUUUAGAAAUUACAUAUCCAAUCAGUAACCUUAGACUUCCUUAUGUUGAUAAAAUUCCAGGAGGUUUGAAAGAAGACAUGGUUUUUUUCUUACAAGGGACCGUUCUUACAAAUACAGCUUCCAUUGUAGUUAAUUUCAAAACAGGGCUUGGUGAUGCCCAUGACGUUGCUUUUCACUACAGACCCUGGAUUAACCAUAAAACAGUCCUGAACAGCUUCCAAAAUGGAGGAUGGAGGACGGAAGAAGAUGUACAUAGUGUGCCCUACACCAGCGGAGGAGCCUUUAUUCUUCUUAUAGCCAUCAAGUCUGAUGGUUAUAAGGUCUUUUUGAACGGCGUACAACACUGCACAUUCAGGCACCGUAUUUCCCUAGAGAAAGUUUCUAUGGUUCAAAUUUGUGGAAAUGUUGCCACCAAUGUCUGUGGUUUUAUUGAUAAUUGGAGUACUCAUUCAUCCUUUGCAGAACUAAAGGAAGUAACAGAAAGCUCAACCUCCAUUUUGCCAUUUUUGCCUUUAGAGACUUCAUAUCCAGUAAAUUUCCCUGCGAUUCCCUAUGCAAGUAAAAUCCUAAAUAGGCUCAAACCAGGCAUGGCCAUGUUUGUAUAUGGGACUGUUCUUGCAAAUGCACAAGGCUUUUCAGUUAAUUUCAAGACAGGGAAGGGGGAUAAUGAUGACAUUGCUUUUCACUACAAUCCCCGCUUUUCUGGUGAAACUGUCCUGAACUCCCUCAGAAACGGUGGCUGGGAGACACCAGAAAAUUUACCUGGUUUACCCUUCACUAGGAAAACUUCCUUUCAAAUUAUUUUUGUUUUUAAAUCAGAAGGCUAUGAGGUUUAUGUGGGUGGCUCUAAACACUGCACAUUUAAACACCGCAUUCCUUUGGAGAACAUUUGUGCAAUUGAAAUUCCUGGAAUGCCAUUUGCUGGAGUUACCAUUCAGUUCAUUGGUUUUGUUGAAAACUGGAAGAAUCUAUCAAUUUAAAUGAGUAAUACACAUAUACAAGGAGGAAGUUCCAAGGCAAAAGAAAUACAACUAAGUUUGGUGGCAAUUUUGAUUCCUUAUAUUUUCUUUUUCAAUAGGUAUAAAUUUCAAAAUCUCACAAAAUUUUAAAUUUGCCUUUAAUGCCACCACCUUGUUAUCCUUGUUAUUUAGACCUGACAUGACCAUGAAUCAUGUUAACAUUUUUAUCCACACUGAAUUUUAAUUUACACUGUUAAAAAAAAAGACUUACCUGUGAAAUGUAGUUUUCAUGUGGUCAUUACAUUUUUUUUUAUGUUUCCUAUAUUGGUAUGUGAAAUGUCUAGAAAACAAAUACAGGGAUAAAAUGUCCAUGAUAUUCCAAAGUUAUUCAAUUAAUUUAUCAUUUUAAUCUGUAAUUUAAAUGAUUUUUGAAAAUUAUACUGUCUUUUGAUCAGAGAUUCACAUUUUUAUUGUUAAUCUACAAUUUUGCUGCAAAUGUGCUUGGAUACUUCUCUUAUAAACCAAUGAGGGAUAAAAAAAAAAACUUUCUCUUUGCAAAAAUGCAGAAUGAAGUUGAUAAGACCGUCCAGAAUCUACAAGUGAAUUUCUGGGCUGAUUUUCUUAUGCGGUAGCUUGUCCUGCUGACAAUCUACACUGGAAAGGCUUUAAUGUGUUUAAGCAUGAAUUAUGAUUCUCUGUGAGAGAGCAUCAAAGGAAACAAAAAGUAUCUUUAAUGUCUUUUUUGCUAAGGACCAAAUAUUUGCUAUUGCUUUUUUAGAUUAAAAAGUUUUUUGGGGUACUAAUGGGAAAACAGCUUUUAUACAAUGAUCAGCCAUAACAUAAACACUAAAUAUCAUUAACACAUUAACCCUGAUUAUCAAUUAAUAUACUAGUAAACUGAAAGGAUCAUGGGCACCCAAGACACACCCAUGCUCAUGACCAUCUCACCAGUUUACCGGGGUGGUCUUUUAGUCACCUUCAGCAGAACCUCCACAAGAUUGAGCAUACUGUUUUGCUUUGUAAUGUUUUAGCUGAUCAGUGUAUAUAUCAGGCUUUUAUUAUUAUCUCCUUUUAAAUUUAUUUUAGUAAAUAUAGCCUCUUAAAUAUGCUGCAAUCACAAACACAGGCUUUUCAUUUGGUGUUAACAGAAAAUUCUCAUGGACAUUAGGUUCUUAGAAUCUCAUUCUUAAUGCUUUGAAUAAAA